Messenger RNA from Fusarium proliferatum ET1, 1932 nucleotides. RefSeq lists its product as uncharacterized. Gene Ontology annotation, molecular function: polyamine oxidase activity; L-amino-acid oxidase activity. Gene Ontology annotation, biological process: amino acid catabolic process. Bases 1 to 1932 code for a protein of 643 amino acids. The record is from RefSeq and is a predicted model, not a curated record. NCBI's taxonomy places the organism in Eukaryota, Fungi, Ascomycota, Sordariomycetes, Hypocreales, Nectriaceae. The transcript has 6 exons.
AUGGUGGAAUUUAUUCGUAUGGAGGGAUGGCUAGACACCCCUGUCAUGAGCGGUGAGGAACAGACACAGGACAAUCGUAAAGUUAAUAUUCUUCACUGGAAAGGUCGACACAGAAAUCAGAGACAAUGGCGGACGGAAGUUGCUGUCACUGGCCGUAGAGAACGUGGACGACGUAAUCCCGUGCCGUGCCGUCCUGUGCCGUCCUGUGCCGUGUUUGCUGAUGUCUUGGUCACUAAGCGAGUUAUCGUAGCCGUAGUCAUGUUUGCGUGCUACUUGCUACUAACAAUGCUUUUGGUUGACAGAGAAAGGGUGAGACCCGGAAUGCCCUUUUUACAUCGUACAUCGCUCUUAAACUUCUUUUUCUACGCAAGCACAUCCUUUGAUCAGAAAAAUACUUGCCUACUCAUCAUUGGUCAGAGACUUGAGAACUCAGCAAUUAUAUUAAACAUGAACGACCAUAAUAUUGGUAUUGUCGGUGCAGGCCUGGCUGGGUUGUAUUCCGCACUUCUCCUACAGGAAAAAGGGUACACCGUGAAAAUCUUUGAAGCCGCUGAUCGAGUGGGUGGCCGUGUUCAAACGCAUCACUUCACGACGGAUGAAAACCAGUAUUAUGAGGCGGGCGCAAUGCGAAUUCCCGUUACAAAACUACAGGACACUAUCUUUUCACUUAUUAGAUAUGUCAACAGUCAUGAAAGACUUCCGCAAACAAUGGCCAUCCGAUUGAUUGACUAUAUUUGUCAUCACGAAGGAAAUUAUUCACAUUUUGGAUCUACAAUAUCUCGAAUUCCGGUGACAGAUGUCACGCCCGCUAGCGCAGGUUGGAUAGAUGUCCCUGAGCCGUAUCAAAAUAGGAGUGCCGGAGAUCUACUGAACAGCGCACUUGAGGAACUGACUCAAGGCCUUAACAACGACUUCAAUGACAGAAUUGAAUGGAUUGUCAAGAACUACGACCAAUGUACCCUUCGGUGCUAUCUGAUAGAGCACAAGAAUUGGUCGCCUUCUGUUGUCUCCUUUCUUGAAGCAACGCUCUUUUACCCUAAUGCAUUUUCUUGCAGUAUCAUCGAUGCAUGCAUAAAGAAUUUGCAUUUUAGCUCAAAAGACUGGAAAACGAUAGACCAAGGAAUGAGCCGCUUGACUGAUGCGAUGGCUUAUCUAGUUGGCCACGAGAAUAUCACUCUUGGGGCUAAUGUAACGGAGCUUAUCAACACUGGCAACCAAAGAGUUGCCGUUAAAGCUAAAUGUUCUGAUAGGGUUAUCAGCGCGGAGUUUGAUCGGGUCAUACUGGCUAUACCACCACCUGCGUUGAGAUCGAUAACCAAUAGGCCACGCUGGUCAACCAGGAAAGAGCUGGCCAUACGUUCACUAAUUAUGGAACCAGCAUACAAAGUUGGACUGCGCUUCAAAACUAGAUUUUGGGAGCAAUUGUCGUCCGGAGGUAGCAUGGGUGGACAAAGUGAAACUGACCUUCCUAUCAGAUUACUUAUGUAUCCAUCGUAUGGUAUGGGGACCAGCGGACCAGGCGUGUUGAUAAUUUACCCGUGGUUUACGGAUGGCCAAAGCUGGAUCCCCCUUACGGUGGAGCAGCGUCAGGGGCUUGCUCUGGAUUUUAUUGCAGAGUUAUAUCAGGACCAAUGUGAUCAGUAUGGUAAUAAGAUUGAUGUUCAUGAGCAAUUCAUCGAGGCAUCAGAAGUUAUAUGGUCUGAGUCAACAGGAAGUGGACUGACAGCGCCUCAACCUGGGCACCUAUCCACUCACCUGGAAUGGGCGAGGAAUGCUGAGAAUAACAUUUUCUUUGCCGGUGGCCAUCUGUCUUAUCACUAUGACUGGAUUCUGGGUGCUGCGCUUUCGGCAGUACAGGUAGUCAAGGACAUACUACAAGCAGAUGUACAACCCUUGAGUGAUGUGUCCAUGGAAAAGGAAUCAAGGUCAUAG